UUGACUUAUACAAAGUCCGCUAUUAUUAUUUUUUGCAAUAUCCUCACUGGGUGAUUGGCCUGAGUGUGAUUACGUACGUCGUGUGACGAAAAAGAAAGUAAUCCGUUUAUAAUAAAGUUAUAGAAAGUGCUUGAUUCUGAUUGGCUGUUUUGGCGUCCGACAUGAGUUCAGAGACUUGCCCAUUCUGCGGGAAAUCUUUCAAAAGGUUAAAGAGCCACCUGCCCUACUGCAAAGCACCAAAGCACCUCAAAACUUCAACAACCCAGGAUGAAGUUGUUGUCAGUGAGAAGACAUCGCCUCCGUUAGCUCAGUCUACCAAGCUGACUUCGGCAUUGUCAGAAAAAAUAAUAACAAAGAGCACGCAAUCUACACCAACAUCAUCAGCAAAAUCAAGUCCACAAACAAAGAAGAGUAAGAGGACAUCAUUAUUAUCAUCAACAACGCAGUCAGCUUCAAAACCAACACCUUUGAUGAGUGCGACUAUAUCAUCUUCGUUGCAAUCACCACCGCUGUCACCAUCAUCAUCAUCAUCCUCAGCAGCCACCUCACUGCCAACCUCACCAAAGAAGAAGAAGAAGAAACAGAAGCUGGUCGAUGAAAUCAAGAUGGCCACCAUGUUCUCCUCUCCCAAGUCCCUCUCUCCAUCUCCCCCUCCCAAUUUCCCCCCCUCCAAGCCAAAAAAGAAGAAUCUCCGCACCCUGACAGAGGCUGCAAUGUCCAGCCAAGUUCCAGAAGUUUCCAGGGAGGGAACCAAAUCUGCCCCAGUGGACCUGGAUUCACUCUCCAUCCCCUUUUCUCCUGUAACAGACCCCUUAAUUUCCAGAACCUCAGCUUUGACAGGGAAUCUGAGUAAUCCAUACAAAGAUUCAGGUAACACACAACUUCCCCUUCCGUCCGCAGACAUCCAACUCAAAAAAGGUGCCUCUAAUGAUGGAAGACCCAAUAAAAGAGUCAACUUCAGGGUGGAUGCUGAAGGAACAGGGACGGACCUGUCAGAGAGGGGGAAGUUGUUUGGACCAGACCAGGCCAGAGUUAUACUCCAGGAUGUUAAAGCCACCUUAGGCCGAUCUAACACCAGUCCUAAGUCCAGCCUACUGGACCAGCUCAAAACCACUACUUCUGUCCUGACUACUGACAUUCUACCCAGCAAAACUGAAACUAGUGGACCAGAAACUGUUGGUCUUAAUCCAUGUUCACAUCCAAUGCCGAAUCAAAACAACAUCAGCCCAUUGUUAACACCUGUUGCUCAAUCAAACCACUCCUCUAGCACCAGCUGUCAAUCACCCGUCAAGAAGGAGCGGCACACAGAAGCAAAUAAAUCAGAACAAGUAUUUUUCACCCCACACAAAGAUGAAGGCUCAGCUCAGCCAAAACCAACCUCUUUGCCCUCCCCUCAAAGUGUCUCUCGCUGUGAUCCCCCAACGUCUCUGGUUACUCUAGCUGCAUCACUUAGUAGUCCAGUCAGUAUGACAGAGGGUGUGAAUAUGGGCUGUCACAAGAUGGGGCUCAUUUCAGCAUCGCUGUCAAUCCCUCAGACUCUAGAGCCACCGAGUCCCUCGCCCUCCGCAUGUGUUACUCAUCCAAUGAGUGCCAGUAAGAGAUUGACGAUGGAGACGCCACAGCCCAAGUUUAACCAACAAAAUGUUACAGUAUAUGCAACUGGAGGUGCACUGACACAGCGGAGACUUGGGCAGGUGACACUUAGGGAGUUGCCUGAAUGGCUAGCCAUCAAAACCCCGAGCCACCCCAAAGAAAUAGUGGAGAUGCUUCAAAGAGGUUGGCAGUGGUAUUACAGGAGGUAUAUUGAUGUCAAGAAAGGUGGUGUGGGCGGAGUGGGCAUGCUGUUAGUAGGAUACUGUGCCCUCAGUUAUGUAUGGAGUUACCCUCAUAUAAAGCGCGACCGUUGGAGGAAGUACCACUGAACUCAGGGGAAGUGUUUUCUGGAAGCGUGACUCCAGCGUGAGCUAUGACGAAACUUAAAAGGAAAAGGUCGAGACUUUUACACGCCCAUGCAAUUGAUUCCUCAUCAAACCGCCUGAGAAAGCACAAGAGGUUUUUACUGAGGCUUUUUUUUGUUUUGUUUUUUUUUUUGAGAAACGGUUUCCUGUCAGCAUUUUGUUACGAAUGCAACUGCAAGUCAAAGGGAAAUGAAACAGUUCAACACUGUGUGCGAGCAGCUACACGGACUUCCACGAGCUGUAGUCACUAGUAAUAAGCACUCAUCAGUUUCGAAUGACCCCUGCACCACAUUAAGAGUAAAGCUUAUUUCCUACUGAACUACACUAGCGAUAGUUUUUCAAUAUCCGAAAUCUCGUUUUCAGCUCCUGAAAUAAAAGGAACCUGUGGCUUGUAAAAUCAAGUCCGAAUGCGUCACUGAGAAGGAUGAAUGUCUGGCAAGUCCCAUUCCAGCCAUUUUACUUGUGUACACCAUAUAUUCAUUUAUGUCAACCUGAAUUAUUUAUGAGUCUUCAUAACUUUUUUUUUUUGCUUGUAAAAGGGAAGCACGUGCAAGACAGUUUAUGAUUCAUUGUUUUCAGUGAUACUCAUCUAUGUUUCACAUGAGGGCGAAGUAA
Molecule: messenger RNA, 2573 nt
Organism: Lampris incognitus (smalleye Pacific opah)
Lineage: Eukaryota; Metazoa; Chordata; Actinopteri; Lampriformes; Lampridae
Exons: 5
Coding region: 162-1922 (586 amino acids)
Biological process (GO): proton motive force-driven mitochondrial ATP synthesis
Molecular function (GO): proton-transporting ATP synthase activity, rotational mechanism
Source: RefSeq, a predicted model, not a curated record